This is a messenger RNA of Naegleria lovaniensis, 1302 nucleotides long. RefSeq lists its product as uncharacterized. NCBI's taxonomy places the organism in Eukaryota, Heterolobosea, Eutetramitea, Acrasida, Naegleriidae. Bases 1 to 1302 code for a protein of 433 amino acids. Gene Ontology annotation, biological process: lipoate biosynthetic process. The transcript is spliced from 2 exons. The record is from RefSeq and is a predicted model, not a curated record. Gene Ontology annotation, cellular component: mitochondrion. Gene Ontology annotation, molecular function: lipoate synthase activity; 4 iron, 4 sulfur cluster binding.
AUGGACCACCGAUCAAAGAGACGAAAUAUGAUUAAAAAUCGAAGAAAUUAUCAACCAACACAUUCGGAAAGUGCUUUGCAAGAACGAGAUGAACUCAUCACUCGUGCCAUGCAAAUGUUAAAUUCUCAAUUUACAAUGGAAACCUUUGAUGAAAUGAGAGAAUACUUUCCGAGAACGUCCAUGAGUGACGAGGCCUUAUUGCUUAAACAUUAUCCAGCAAAUACAUCUGAUGAGAAUCGAAUUUACUAUGACGGAAAAAUCAAACAGGCGGAGCUUAUUAAAGUGAAACCAAGAUGGCUCAUGUCUAACAUUGUUCCAACCACGGAAGAAGCCAAUGCAAAUUACAACCGCUUAAAAAAGACUCUGAGUGGACUCAAAUUGAAUACUGUUUGUGUGGAAGCGAAAUGUCCAAACAUUGGAGAGUGUUGGGGUGGUGUUGCAAAAAAGCAACUCAUGCAAGACGAUGUGACAAUUUCAAACACAGAAGAGCAUUCGGCAGCAGUAAAUGUCUUGGAAAAGACCUCCCACAAUGCCUCUCACAACCAAUUAGCCACAGCCACCAUCAUGUUAAUGGGCGACACGUGCACGAGAGGAUGCAGAUUUUGUGCAGUGAAGACAAGUAGAGCUCCUCCUGCACUUGAUUCAAGCGAGCCAGAAAAUACUGCUGAGGCUAUUGUGAAAUGGGGUUUGGAUUAUGUUGUAUUGACCUCAGUGGAUCGAGAUGAUUUAGCGGAUGGAGGUGCCAAUCAUUUUUAUGAAACUGUGAAAAGGAUUAAGGAAAAACAACCAAGUAUACUAGUCGAAUGUUUAACUGGAGAUUUUGCUGGUGCUGAAGAAUGUGUGAAAAAGAUGAGUCUCUCUGGCAUGGAUGUUUAUGCUCACAAUGUUGAAACUGUGGAAGCUCUGACACCUGAAGUUCGUGAUUAUCGAGCUCAUUUUCGUCAAUCUCUCAGAGUCUUGCAAUUAGCAAAAGAAACCAAUCCCAACAUUAUUACCAAGAGCUCCCUCAUGGUUGGAUUAGGAGAGACAGACGAACAAAUAUUUGAAACCAUGUGGGAAUUGAGACAAGUGGGCGUUGAUUGUCUCACCAUUGGUCAAUAUUUAAGACCAACCAAGAAACACAUGAAAGUGAGCGAAUACAUUUCUCCCAAACGUUUUGAAGCUCUCAAAGAAAUUGGUGAGAAAAUAUUCAAUUUCAAAUAUGUGGCGAGUGGACCCAUGGUUCGUUCUUCAUACAGAGCUGGAGAAUUUUAUUUGAAAACUCUUCUCAUGGAACAACGUGGGAAAGUCAGUAGUGAAUGA